Molecule: messenger RNA, 795 nt
Organism: Colletotrichum orchidophilum
Lineage: Eukaryota; Fungi; Ascomycota; Sordariomycetes; Glomerellales; Glomerellaceae
Exons: 2
Coding region: 1-795 (264 amino acids)
Source: RefSeq, a predicted model, not a curated record
AUGAAGCCUUUCAUCGUUACCAUCAUAGGACUCAUCCCUUUAAUCAACGCCCAAGCAUGCAACGCCAAUAACUGCGCUCGAGUCGUGACCGGCACCAGAGCAGGCAUCACACCCGACGUCACGUCCCGCCGCGCCGACUGUUCCUCCUAUAUGCGAACCACCGUCAUACCGGAUACAUUCACUUCGACCAUCACCACCACAGUCUACACCGACGUCAUCCCCCGGACCUCCUCCUCCUUCUCUCAGUCCACCUCCCUUCCUCCCUCCCCAACCCGCGUCCCAGAGACGAAACUCCCCACCGCCGUCCCCUCGUACGCCACCCAAUCCUGCACCAGCGCCCAAGCAUACUCCUCCGCCUGCAGCUGCUGGGGUAUAACCCCCGCCGUCACGACCCUUCCCGCGCCCACCGUCGUCGUGACAACAACAAAGUACGCCGAAGUCGGCUGCGUCGGCGCCAGGGAUUGUCCCUUUGAAGGCGUAAACCUCUUCCGAUGCGGCGACAGGACCACUAACACCUUCUGCACCUGCCUCCGCGCGGCCGACAGAAACGGCAACGGAGGAGGACGGCGGCCGCUCUGCGUGGAGAACCGGGCCUGCAACGAGGUCAGAACUUGCUCCUCGUCGUCGGACUGCGGCCUGGACGAAGGAUGUGUGAUUAAUUAUUGCUGUGGGCGUCGGGGCUCGAGGAUUUGUCUCAAGUUUGCGCCUUUGGCAUGUGUUAAUCCGACGUUGCCCAGAGCUAUCUUUGAGGAACGGCUGGAGGCGGCCAAGGGUAGAGGCGGCGAGAAGGUGUAA